Messenger RNA from Spirodela intermedia, 322 nucleotides. Lineage: Eukaryota; Viridiplantae; Streptophyta; Magnoliopsida; Alismatales; Araceae. The record is from the annotation of a GenBank genome assembly.
AUGAGACAGUUCGAUCCGUGGCCCGUGUUCUUCAAGCGGGAGUGGGGCAGAAACUGGCCGUUCCUGGUCGGGUUCGCCGUCACCGGCUACAUCGUCACCAAGGUGUCCCUCAGCCUAACUGGUAUGUCGAAUCCCUCUUUCCGUCCCUCUUUCGUCGCUGCCGAAUCUCAAUCCUCUUCUGCGAAAUUUCACUAAGCGGCUGCUUUUCUCUUUUUUUUUCCCUUUGAUCCCUCCUCUUCGGCACAUAUCAGAGGAGGACGCCAAGAAUUCACCCUUCGUGCAGAAGCACAACAGGUAUGGUUUGUUGACUUCGGCAUCAUAG